AUGGCUACAAAAAGUUUACAAUCAAUGCAGCGAUUCCUUGUUUCAUCAAAGAAAUCUAUUAAGAUUUUAAAAGAUAGUAUAUUGGAAAAGAAGGCUCUAGUCCAUCUUAGUUUUAAAAAUGCUGAUAAACGUAUAGGUUCUAUAAGUAUAGUUUGGUUGUGGCUAGCUGUGGAAUCCAGGAGUUACAAUGAUAUACUACAAUUGACUUCUAUAUCAAUGGUCUAUGUGUUUGAAUUCAGUUUAUUGUCUUCGGUGGAUAAUACAGUUCAAUUCUAUUGGUCAUUGUUAUCCACUGGAACUACGAAGAUGUGUUCUAGAAUUCGAUCAAAAUUUGUGAAGAUUGAAGAAACAUGCAUCCUGGAUUCCACUGCUAGUCACUAUCCACCUUUGAUUAAUAAUAAUAAUCGUUUUUAUAUAUUAAAAAUAAUUUUAAAAAUUAUGAAUAUGAUUACCAAUGAUUAUUUUGGCUUAUUGAAAUUUGAUUGGCUCUCAACAAAAGAGGAUAGCCCACGCUUAUUAAAAGACAAAAAUGCUUUAUACGAAAAAUUUCUUAGACGUUUUCACACACACACACACACAAAAGAGAAAGAAAAGAAAGAAAAAAAACAAGAAAAAAAAUAAUCUGUCAUAGUUACUCAUCUCUUCAUUCAUUCUUAUUAUAAAUUAUUGAAUGUAUAACAAUUGUGACAGAGUAUUUAAACCAUAGAAAUAUAGAUCAGUUCACCAUUGAAUUAAUUCAAUUCAUUAAAUAGUAUUCGUUCAGCAGCAGCAACAACAGCAACAACAAGAACAACAACCACAAGAAAAAAUCAGUUCAUUUUAUUAUUUUGAAAGUAAAGCACAAAUCAAGUUCUUUUCUCUUUUCUUUUUUUUGUUUCAUCGUUUUUGAAUCUUGUUUGUUUUGUUUUUGUUGUUGAUUUUUUGUUCUUGUUGGUGAACUAUAUUGAUAUUUUCAUUAUAAAAAGAAGAAAAAAACAGAAAAUUAAUUAUAAGAGAACACAGUGAUAUAAACAAAAAGAAAGAAAGAAAAAAGAAAAAAAGAAAGAAUAAUGUUUCAUCGAAAAUCUACAAUUAUUAUAACAAACCAAUAUAUUUUAAUCAUUGGAAUUGUUUUAAUGGUUAGCGAUCAAAUUAAUGGGUUAGCAUUACAUAAUGAUGGAUUACUUUUGAAAGAUUUGAAGUUUACAAGACCAUGCCCGGAAAAAAAUUAUCAAUUUCAUAAUGCUACUGGAAAUUUUAUGUGUGUUGUACCAACAGCUAAAAAGUGUUUUGAAUUAUGUCAAGAAUUAGGUUGUAAUGAAUGGUAUUUCAUGAGUUUUGUACCAUCUGGUAGUGAAGAAAUUAAAAAAUAUCAUCGUUGUCGAUGUUUCCCGGAAUAUCAUAUGUGUUUUUAUAAUUCAGUACCAAGAAGAUAUCGUGAUUUUGAAUAAUUCUCAUUUCUUUUAUUAUAUAAUCAUUUUGUUUCUGUGUGUCUGUGCGUGUAUGUGUCUGUAUGUGUGUGUGUCUGUGUGUGUGUUUGUGUUUGUGUGUGUGUACUUGUAUCUGUGUUAAUUGGAAAAAAAGAACUUGAAAGCAUUUAUCAGUUAAACUAAUUAAUGAAUAAAUAAAUAAUGAUACUACUAAUAAAGAAAUCUUUAAUCCCUUUCAUUUUAACUGUGAUGUAACUGAUAUAAAAACUUUCAUGUAUGUUACAAUCAAUUCAUCAUUUCAUUCCAAUGAACCAUUAUUGUCAGAUAUCAGUUUAACUGAACUCACUUCUAUAUAUAAAUAUAUGAAGAUCAAAAUAUACUAUUCAAGUUAUAUACUCUUUUUCUAUUUCUUUAUCUAUUCUUGUUGUUUAUUGUGUUGUGCAUUGUUUUCUUUUAUGUUUUAUGUGUUUUCUAUUAACAUGAUCCUAAAUAAAUAAAUAGAAAUAUAUAUAUAUGUACGUA
Molecule: messenger RNA, 1931 nt
Organism: Schistosoma haematobium
Lineage: Eukaryota; Metazoa; Platyhelminthes; Trematoda; Strigeidida; Schistosomatidae
Exons: 7
Coding region: 1-621 (206 amino acids)
Source: RefSeq, a predicted model, not a curated record